AGUCAAAAAUGAAGGAUUUAGCCUUAAAAAAACUUAAAUCUAAAUCAUUUCAACGAACUUCACAAAAUUUAAAAUAUCGUAGAAUACUUAUUAAGUAUCUAAGAAAAUAUAAAAACCGUACUAAACAUGAUAUAAUUGUUAGCAAUCAAAAAAGAUUGAACCAGAUAGAAUCUAUGCCACCUCAAAAUACAGAUGACUCAAAAGCUUCCGAAUUUUAUAACGGCUACAACUUUUAUGCUUAUCUCUCCAUAAUAAUCAUAAUAAUUUGUGAAUGUGAACAAAUUAAUGAACUGUUAGAAAAUUUAUUAAAUUGGGAUAAUGAUUGGAAAAAUUACCUUAACAGAAGAGGAGUUAGAGAAGUAUUUAUAAAAGAAGAGAAUUUUGAGUUGAAAAUAUGUGAUGAAACAACUUUAGAUGAAAGUGGAAGAGUUGUAGAUAAUAUGGUUAUUUUAGAAAAAGAUUUGGGUAGUAAGAAAGAUAAAGAAUAA
Molecule: messenger RNA, 488 nt
Organism: Rhizophagus irregularis DAOM 181602=DAOM 197198
Lineage: Eukaryota; Fungi; Glomeromycota; Glomeromycetes; Glomerales; Glomeraceae
Source: RefSeq, a predicted model, not a curated record